AUGGCAGUCUUUGGGGAUAAGUCAACUCUCAUUACGGCUUUGGAGCAGGGUGACUAUUCAGCAACGGGUCCAUAUGGUUCCAUUGAAUCAUGGAAUGUGCAGGCAGUGGAAAACUUUGAUGCUGCUGCAUUCAAUGUCCCACUGAACAACUGGGUUGUAUCAAGUGUGACUGACAUGAGCUAUUUGUUUGGGAACUCUGGGGAUGUAAGCAGCGUCACAAGUUUGGAAUAUACUUUCCGUAAUGCUGCUGCUUUUAACAGUGACAUCAGUUCGUGGGGCACUGCCUUUAAUGGCAAUCUCAAUUCAUGGGAUAUCAGCAGUGUUUCGAACUUGCAAGGCGCCUUCAAGGAGGCAACCUCUUUCAAUGGUGAUAUCAGAUCAUGGGACACGAGAAGUGUCACGUCCAUGUACCAAACAUUCAUGCUUGCAAAUUCUUUCAAUGGUGAUCUAAGUUCCUGGGGUGCAACCAUCUUCAAUGGUGAUAUUAGCACAUGGGACACUGGUAAUGUUUUAUACAUGAACAGUGUAUUUUUGGGGGCUACUGCCUUCAAUGUUGAUAUCUCCAGCUGGGAUGUUGCAGCUUCGGUCGAAUUCAAUCAGCUCUUCGAUGGAGCAUCUGCUUUAAACCAUGAUCUGUGCACCUGGGGUACCAAAAUUACUGGCACUCCUGAUGUAACAUCCAUGUUUCAGAAUACUUCAUGUCCUGAAGCAGCAACUGUUGUGGACUUGGGAGCAUCUCCAAAAGGCCCGUUCUGUCAUGUAUGUUCAUCACCCACCAAGGCACCCACUAAAGCCCCGAGCAUGGCACCCACAAAAGCUCCUACAAAAGCUCCAACAACAGCCCCUACUGAGGUUCCUACCAAAAUGCCAUCAUCCGUACCCUCUGCUGCUCCAACUCCCGUCUUUGGUGACAAGACCGCUUUAAUAGCAGCUCUGGAACAGGGUGACUACUCCCCCACAGGCCCUUAUGGUUCAAUUCUUACCUGGAAUGUGCAAGCAGUUGAUAACUUUGACUCUUUGAUAAGUGGUCUUACAAAUGUGGCUACUUUCAAUGGGGACGUGAGCAUGUGGGAUGUCAGUGGAGUGACUUCCAUGAUCGGUUUUCCUAAUGUGACUGACAUGAUGGAUUUGUUCAAAAGUUCUGGGUUCAAUUCUGAUCUAUCCAAUUGGGUUACAAGCAGCGUAACAUCAUUGGAGUCGACCUUCAGUAGCGCUGCAGCAUUCAAUGGUGAUAUCAGUUCUUGGGAUACAAGCAAGGUCACCACCAUCGCCGCAACAUUCUCGGGUGCCACUUCUUUCAAUGGGGAUAUUUCGACCUGGCAGACCCAGUCUGUGAAUGAGAUGUAUAGGGUAUUCUACGGUGCAACCAAGUUUGACGGCAAUUUGUCUGGCUGGCAAACUGGGUCUCUGACUGCACUGUUUCAAGCUUUCAUGGGUGCCACUAUGUUUUCUGGAACUGGCAUUGGAAACUGGGAUGUGUCAAAGGAUGUCUCAAAGGUUACGCAUAUGUUUUCAACAUUCAAAAACUCUGCCUUCAAUCGCGAUGUUUCAAGCUGGGACAUCUCUUCAGUAACGGAGAUUUAUGAAUUUUUGCAGGGAGCACCAUUCAAUCACGAAAUCUGUGCUUGGGGAAACAAAAUCCAAGGAACUGCAACUGUAACUAGCAUGUUUGUCUCAACAAACUGUCCUUCCAAAGACCACCCGGACCUUGGAGCCAGUCCAAAAGGCCCCUUCUGUCAUUCUUGUUCACCCACCAACAUGCCAUCAUAUGUACCCUCUGCUGCUCCAACUCCCGUCUUUGGUGACAAGACCGCUUUAAUAGCAGCUCUGGAACAGGGUGACUACUCCCCCACAGGCCCUUAUGGUUCAAUUCUUACCUGGAAUGUGCAAGCAGUUGAUAACUUUGACUCUUUGAUAAGUGGUCUUACAAAUGUGGCUACUUUCAAUGGGGACGUGAGCAUGUGGGAUGUCAGUGGAGUGACUUCCAUGAAUUCGGUUUUCCUAAAUGCAGCUGCCUUCAACGUGCCGCUGAACAACUGGGUUGUUUCCAGUGUGACUGACAUGAUGGAUUUGUUCAAAAGUUCUGGGUUCAAUUCUGAUCUAUCCAAUUGGUAA
This is a messenger RNA of Seminavis robusta, 2115 nucleotides long. Lineage: Eukaryota; Bacillariophyta; Bacillariophyceae; Naviculales; Naviculaceae. The record is from the annotation of a GenBank genome assembly.